Oenanthe melanoleuca is the source of this 1824-nucleotide messenger RNA. It is a transcript of the gene PDPN, whose product is annotated as podoplanin. Gene Ontology annotation, cellular component: lamellipodium; apical plasma membrane; basolateral plasma membrane. Gene Ontology annotation, biological process: regulation of myofibroblast contraction; positive regulation of platelet aggregation; regulation of substrate adhesion-dependent cell spreading. Gene Ontology annotation, molecular function: protein-folding chaperone binding; signaling receptor binding; chemokine binding. Lineage: Eukaryota; Metazoa; Chordata; Aves; Passeriformes; Muscicapidae. The record is from RefSeq and is a predicted model, not a curated record. The coding region runs from base 291 to 695 and encodes 134 amino acids. The transcript is spliced from 6 exons.
GGGCGGGCCUGGCUGCUCAUCGAGGACCACUCAGGCUGCUCCCAUCCCUGCUAAAGAAAAUAAUCCUGACUCCACUCAGUUUUCUCCAACUGUUCAGUUAUCAUCUGAGAAAACCUCCCCUCUUUACCCUACAGCUGCUAAAGGAAUAUUUGGAAUACCAAAGUUGUUUUUUUUUUUUUUUUUUUCAUUUUAUCGUUUAAUUCUCCGCUGCCUCUAAAAAAAAAAAAAAAAUUCGAAUUUGGAUCCGUCUGGUUUCAGGAUUGGAAAGCGACUCUCUAAGCAGAUCAAACAUGUUUAUAAAAGUUCUACUCUUCAUCUUCCUCCUCGGGAGUGUGCCUUUUGCAGCACUUGCUCAAGAAGCAAGCUCAGUUCUAGAAGGAGAAGAAAGUACAACCAUCGAUUUCAGAGACAGAAAUGACACAGAAUUUGAAGAGCUACCAACAAUGUUUGGAGAACUGAAGACCACAGAAAGUAGUUUUGUCCUGGAUGGAGAAAGUGAAAAUGCUACUGCUUAUGAAGCUAACACACAAAGUGUUGAUGGUGAACGGAGUGGGGAGCCAGAGGAAACUGAAGAAGGUGGUCUGGGAACAAUUGCACUGGUUGGAAUAAUUGUUGGGAUCAUCGUUGCAGUUGGAAUCCUUGCAGGAAUAAUAAUUGCAGCUGUAAGGAAGAUGUCAGGCAGGUACUCGCCCUAAACACAGUUGAAACAAGCAACCAUGCCAUUCCAUGCCAGAAAAUACAAGUGCUUCUUAUUUUAUACAAACUAAAGACUAUUCCUGUGUUUGUGUGAGAAGAUGAUCCAUGGAAAAUAUAGUUGAAGAAUUUCAGACCUAUGGGGAUACCACACAACUCUAAGGACCACCCUUGCACAGAUCAGGGAACAUUUCAUAGGAUUUUUUACUCACCAGAAUUUUAUUAGAAGAAAAAGAUUUUGCAGUAAGAAUAAAAACCCUGCAGCAAAGAGAUGUACAUCUGAAAUGUGAUUUGCAGGUAUUAUGUGCUUGGGUUUUAAAUGCUACCAAAGAUUAUUUCACAUUACAUUCUAUGUAUUCUUUUAAAACAAAAACAAACAAAAAAACAAAGGUUUUGGCUGGUUGAGUGCUCCUGGCAUGUUUAUCUACCACAUGAUGUAUCAAAAAGGAGGAAUUAGCUUCAGUGAAACCAGUUAUCUACAGUAGGAAAAUACUGGAUAUUGGAAGCUAAAAUCCACUACUGAUACAGAUUUUUUUCUCUUGAUACUUAUAUUAUUUUGUGGCAAAAUAGGGUAGGUCUGGCUGGAACUGACCUACCAACUGAAAGCUUGCUUGUCUGACUAUGGCAUCAGGAAUUUCCUGCCUUCUCUUGUUGCAGGAAUUGAAAUACACAUCCUGAAUUAAGGGGUGCUUGGAAAAUACCCAGUUUUGAUGGGUCACUUUAGAGCUGACAUGUAGAAGCUUUAGAAUUAGCUUAGGCUGUGGUUUUUCUUUAUGCCUGUCCCAUUUCCUACCUGUACAGUUGAUUUAUUUGACAACAUGUGCAGCACCAGGUCAGAAUGUGUCACUGAGGUGAGAUGCAGCUGUGGAGUCUGCAGCUUUUCUGGGGCAUAUUUAGAGCAGCACAACCUGAGUGUGCAGAGCUCAGAGCAAAGGCUUUGCAUGUCAAGUGCAUCAGGUUUCCUAAAUUUUAUGGCACUUCAGUGUUUGGUGUAAAAAUCAUGAUAAUCAGUAUCAUCAUCCAUUGUUACAUUUGUCAGCUUGUCUGUGUUUGCUUUUCUGUUUCUUUCAUGUGCCUUGAACCAUCAUAUAUCAAUACAAUCUUUGGAAAUAAAAAUCAUAAUAUAAACUC